Coniosporium apollinis CBS 100218 is the source of this 1824-nucleotide messenger RNA. RefSeq lists its product as uncharacterized. The coding region runs from base 1 to 1824 and encodes 607 amino acids. The record is from RefSeq and is a predicted model, not a curated record. The transcript is spliced from 2 exons. NCBI's taxonomy places the organism in Eukaryota, Fungi, Ascomycota, Dothideomycetes. Gene Ontology annotation, molecular function: DNA binding; protein binding.
AUGGAGCGAGAGCAAGCAUCUCUGAUUAACCUUCCGGACGAACUACUCCUUCAAAUCCUCUACUACCUCCCACCCAAGAGCACAAUCGCCAUCCGCCUGACCUCACCUAAGUUCAAGUCCGUGACCGAAACCACACUCCUAUGGCGCCACUACUGCCGAACAGAGUACCAAUUCUGGGACCCCAAGCAAGAAAUCUCGAAAAAGUUCCUCGCACCCACAGCAGAGGUGCGGUGGGAGAGCAUCUUCGCGCAGCGGCGCGAGCUCGAUAUUCUGAUCGCCGAGACGCUCGACAGUCUGCUAUCCUGCCAGCAACGCCGUUAUGACAAGAUGCAGGAGAUUGUGGACGCCGGGUACGACGCGAAAGACGAGUUGUUGCGGCAGUGCAAAUGCCCGGGCGACGCGGAGGAUGUGCUGGCACGGCGGUACUGGAGCCAGGCGACGCUAAACACGAUACACCGGACCAUGGCGAUCGAGGAGUGGGAGAAGCUGCAGAAGGGGGAAGACGUGCCGCUUGAGAGGGCGCUAGGCGCAUUCGACAUGUUUGUCCUUGACACGAGGGAGGGCGACUUCGACAACAUCUCGCGGCAUAUCGACGACCUUGCGGAGCGGGUACGGGCAGAGAACCCGGACCUGGACAGCCGAACGACUCGGCAGAAGGCCCUCGACGUCGCCCGAUUCCUGCGAGCACACGACCUCACCGGCGUAGCCUCCGACGAAGCCUACACGGCCCUCCGCAACAGCUUCAUCGGCAUCGGCCUCAACGACCCCUCGCACCAAGCCCUCCCCCUCAUCUCCACCGCGCUCUACUGCUGCGUCGCGCGCCGCCUCGGCCUCUCCGCCGCCUCCUGCGGCUUCCCCUUCCACGUCUACGGCAUCGUCUACGCCGCCCCAGGAGCCGACCUCGACGGCCGCGCCAUCCGUCCCUCCUCCGGCGACGACGACCAACAGACCCUCAUGUACGUCGACCCCUUCCGCUCCGACCAAGAGGUGCCGUUGCGCGACCUCACGACCCAACUUUCCCAAAUGCGCGUCUCGCCCUCCAAACACCCCGAGCUGCUGCGCGCAGCCAGCACGCGCGAAAUGGUCCUCCGCACCGGCCGCAAUAUCAUGAACUCCGUGCAGCAGAUCCACCAGCGGGCGGCGAUCCAGCCCGCUGACACCGCUGCCCGCAGUCUGGCGUGGGUGUCCACGUUCCCGGACAUGGACAACGCGUUCUACAGCACGCUGUGGGCGAUGCUGUUACUCGGGCUGCAGCCCGGCGAGGACCAGAGCGCCGCCGCGGCCAUGGUGACGAGACGGCGGACGUAUCUGCCGUACAUAUUCGAGCAUUUUCAGAACCACUUCCCGUGGGACGCGAGGUUGAUCGCCGAACAUAUCGUGCCGACGUUCCGGGGGCUGCCAGAGCUGGAGCGGAUUGAGAACAUUCUCGCUGUGCAUAGCGAGGCGAAUCGGAAUCCAAAACUCGUGCUGGAGCGGAGCCCGGUGCUGGAUAUCAAGGUCAAGUAUAAAAUUGGCCAGAUGUUUAGGCAUAGACGGUAUAGGUAUGAGGGCAUUGUUUGUGGCUGGGACGCGCGGUGUGAAGCCGGGGAUCUGUGGAUCCAGCAGAUGGGCGUGGAUAGUCUGCAGGAUGGACGGGAUCAGAGCUUUUAUCAUGUUAUGGUCGACGACAGGAGCAUGCGCUAUGUCGCGCAGGAGAACAUCGCACCUAUCGACACGGAGCCGUCGGAGGCGCUGUUGAGGCUUGCGGGGAAGCACUUUAAGCGAUGGGACGCGGAGAAGAGACGGUUUGUGAGUAAUAUCAAGGACGAGUAUCCUGAUGAUUAA